Molecule: messenger RNA, 882 nt
Organism: Leishmania mexicana MHOM/GT/2001/U1103
Lineage: Eukaryota; Euglenozoa; Kinetoplastea; Trypanosomatida; Trypanosomatidae
Exons: 1
Coding region: 1-882 (293 amino acids)
Source: RefSeq, a predicted model, not a curated record
AUGUGGUGCCUCAGUAGCCCAGGUCCGUGCGCUGUUCAAGUAGCUCGGCCAGCCGCCUUUGCGGCGUGCCGUGUCGUUGUCGGCUCAUCUGGUGCGACCUCUGCUGUCGCGGCGAGCUUCCGCACUACCUCAGCGGGCUCCGCCCUCCUCACAGCCUACCGCUGCAAGAGUUACCACUUCUUUGUGAACCUAGACGACCCUGACGCGACGCGGCGUCGCAUCGAGGAGGACCUGGACCGCCUCGCCAGCGACGAGAAGAAGGACACGACGGCCUACCUGCACAGCCUCCUGAAUCUGGCGCUGAGCCACUACCAGCGCGGCGACUUUAUCAGCGCGCGCGACAUGGCCGACUACACCCAUCAGAAGGCACUGGUGCACAAUUCCAAGUCCUCUUUGAUUUACUUCACGGCAACGACGUGUGCCCGUUGCGCCGAGGCACUGGCGAAAGAAUAUGAGGCACAUCUACAGCGAAAGGCUGAACAAAGCCAUGUAUCCGCCGCCCUGACGCCGGAGCCGUCAGUGGUGUUCAGUGCGAGGCGCGCCAUCAAGAAGCUGCGCACUGAUGCGGAGCGGUACCGCGCCAUCGCCCAUCGCGUGUACCACCGCCCUGACAUGGCGUUCAUGCGGGGCAGCGCCGACGGAGGUGGUGGGAGGUGGCGCUCGUCGGCACGGCACACCGAGGGCCGUGACACCCGCCACACGUGGGCGGACAACAGCAGCAACAACGGCGUUGAUGAGGAGUACAUGCCGCACAUGUACGGCCCUCGUUGGCAGGAUCGACGGAAGCGGCCGGAGCACGCGGAGAUGAAGCACUACUACAAGGAUCAGUGCGGGGCGUCGCCAUCGUCGCGUGGUGAGACGCGGUGGAACGUGCCCAAGUGA